Molecule: messenger RNA, 4429 nt
Organism: Drosophila sulfurigaster albostrigata
Lineage: Eukaryota; Metazoa; Arthropoda; Insecta; Diptera; Drosophilidae
Product: RING finger protein 17-like
Exons: 4
Coding region: 140-3436 (1098 amino acids)
Source: RefSeq, a predicted model, not a curated record
UCGGUACGCGAAGCUUUUUUUAUACACAGGCCUGGCACACUCAAAGAGUGGUUACACGCACGCUCAGCUGCCCAAUCCACAGCAGCAGGUCGCACAAGCAUCACAGAAAUUGGAAGCACAUGAACCACAUGUUGGAAACAUGGUGAUGGUGCAGAUACUCCAUGUGCAACAUCCCCAGGAUUUUCAUGUAAUGUGGCACAAAGAUGGAGAAAAAUACGAAGCCAAACAAACCGAGCUUCAGCAUGUCAUGAAUGGCAUGAGUCUCGCCAAUCUGGAGCCCAUCUAUAUGGGUAGAUUGCAUAUGGCUUGCGUUCUGCAGUGGGAAGGUCAAUGGCAUCGUGCUCGCAUCGAGGAAAUGCUGCCGGAUGGUUAUGUCGUGGUUCGUUUUGUGGACAGCGGUAUAAAACAGAAGCUAUACUGGGAUAUGCUGCUUAUGCUGCCGAAAGAGCUCUGGCAUCCUGAGUUUGCCAUCAAAUGUUGCCUGGCCGAUGUCGAACCACUCCAGAAACAUAGUUAUGCUUGGACAAAGGCAGGAAUCGACGCAUUUAAACAGCUGACUUCCAAUCCUAAGCUGAUUAUGGAAGUGAUCUCUGUGCGUGACAAUGUAGCUCAUGUUGCGUUGCAGUUCACAUGCUCUGGCCGCGACAACACGAAUGUGGCUGCAUUGCUGGUGGCACAAGGGCAUUGUUUGUCUAAUGGCGAAAGUAGUAAGGUUAGAGAACUGACGGUUGUCAAUCAACCGCCUAUCGAUGCGGAUACACGCAAAUUGAUAGAGUUGACCAAGAAAGAGUUUAAAGAUGUGGAGCAACCUAAGCCUGAUGACAAGCUGGCACCAACAAUUCAACGUAGCGAAAUUGAGGUGCUUCACGUUGUAAGUCCCAGUGAAUUCUACGUCAACUUGAAGCAAUUUAUGAUCGGCUUAGCCGAGUUGAAAAAGUCCGUACAGAAUGCAGCCGUUGCCAUGAAUGAGACGGAAGGGCACUCGCUUCAAACUGACUGGGAGCCAGGCAACAUGUGUUACAUCUGGGUUAAGGCCAAGGCGGACAUGAAUGUAUUCUGGCAUCGUGGUAAAAUUAUCAGCGUGGCCGAUGAAACCGAUGUCGAGGAUAAAUACAAUGUUCAACUGUGCGAUAUUGGCGAACUGGUCGAAAUGGUACCUGCCUCCAGCUUAUUGCCAAUUGAUGAUGCUAUGGCGCUUAUCGCAAACGGCGCAUUGCGUUGCCAACUGUACGGCAUUAGUGCAAAGGAUGGGGCUUGGUCACCAAAGGCGAUUCAAUUCUUUAAGGCCCAGUUGGUCGCAUAUGAUUUGCUGUAUGUGACAGGCCAUGGCCGUGAUGGCGACUGUGCGAAUGUCAAUUUAUGGGGUUCAUUCAUCGUGAUCUCUGGUCCCUUUUCUCCAGAGCGCACUACAUUCGUUAGCAUUAAUGAAGAACUGGUCAAGAACGGAUGGGCCGUUAAGGAUGGCAACAAACAUUACGAUCUGCCAGAACACUUUGCUUCACUAAACACAAUAACAAUGAUGGAUACAAAUAACUUUGACGAUGACGAGGUCUUGGUGGACCUGGAAAAAGUGGACAGACUAAAUGCUGUGACACCUGUAAUGUUUGGAACACUUCCGGAUCAAUCUUUCGACUACAGUGAUGAAAUGCCUCCACUUCAACUGUUGGAAAAUUUCAAUGAUAAGACACCCACCACAGGUUGCAAUGAAGCGCCUUUGGCAUGGCGAACGCCGCGUGAUUGCAAGAAAAGUAUCUUUACGGCGCUGCCCACGUACGUCAAUUACCAAUGUGAGAUCUAUCUGAGUCUGAGUACUGAUAAGCCAUUUAAUAAGCAUAUGUGCGAGUUGCUAGCGGUACACUUCAGUCUUGAGUUCCAGAACCAAGUGCCAGGUACUUAUGUGGUGGGACAACCGGUGGUGGUCAGGUAUCAUUUGGACCAGAAAUUCUAUCGCGGCAUUGUGCAGAGCAAGAUCAGCUCAAAGGGCGAGUAUCGUGUCUACUAUGUGGACUAUGGGAAUGUGGAGAAAACGCUGCCUGCAGAUAUGAUUCCCUUUGCACCGUUUCCGCAUUUGAAUGCUAUGUGCUUUCGCAUUGCCCUCGAUGGUAUGCGACCCAAAGAGCAUAAGUAUGAUCUAAAUACAAUGGAUGUGCUGCACAAUGCUGUAGUUAUGAAAUUGUGCAGUAUUCGCGUUAUGGAAUCUAAAGCGCCAAAUGGAUUGCCACUGUGUCAAGUCAAGGUGGACAACGAAGAUGUUGUCACCAUGAUGGUAUCGAAUGGCUGGGUCUUGCGUAAAACAUCACAUGAUAAGCAAGAAGUUGCACUGCCUCGUCCCAAAAUGCUCGAGAGUUUCAAAAUGUUCGAUGAGCUACAACAAUUGGGUGAAGUGAACAACAAUACGACUGUACAACCGCCUCCAGCGAAGAAGAAAUACACAAUGCAAAACCAACAGAUGCAACAUUUUGAAUGCGAUGAGGAUUUCGAUUGCAAAGAAGAAGCGCUACAACAAUUGCAAAUGAGCAUCAAUUGCGAACAAAAGUCCGUCAAUGGUUUCUCAGAUGACUAUACUGAGAACAAUGAUGAUGGCAUUCCGCUUAUCGAAAAGAAAGUUCUCCCUAUCUCUACGAGUCCUGAGCCAGAUUCAGCCAGAUAUUCGUCAUCAUCACAUAGAUCAGCCAUAGAUCAGGUUCGACGUCGCAUUCAAUUGCGUAACAAGGAUCGGCUGGAUACCUCCCAUUUCUCACCAAUGGACACUUCUACGGAGCGUUCUUAUCACACUGAUGUCGGCGGCGUGAAGGCACCCAAUUUGCCACGAGGCGUCAUACACUUUAAAUGCAGCAUCGAUAAGGUACUAUCAGCCACAGAAUUGCAGAUAUCCCCUAAGUUAUCCGAGUUUACGAAGCACGACAUUGGGUUGACCCAGGAGACAAGCGCAUUAAUCAAGAGAGCCAAACGACUGUAUCCUGUGGUUUUGGAUGCUGUAUGCCUAGCACGCUAUACUCAGGACAACGAAUGGUAUCGUGCCAUUAUCAAAGAACUACAUCAAUCCUCGCAGCAGGCAACAGUUUUUUAUAUUGAUUUCCAUGACACCGAAAUGGUACCAUUCACUGAUCUCAAAUCUAUCCCGAAAGAGCUAUUUAUGUUUCCGCGUCGCACCUUCCGCGUAAAUUUGCACGGCAUCCGAAUUAAUACGAAUUUCAACGAGACCGCCGUGCGCCAUUCACUUCAAACUUGUCUCUGCAAAUAUCCCGAGGUCUUCGUUCGGGUCCACUACCCACCUAAUUACCACGAUAACAGCAAUGAUGACUCUAGCGAAGAAUCUAUGUUUGUCUCCAAAAAAGAAUUUCAGCUUCUUGAGGUCGAUAUCUUUGAGGAUGAGUACACAUCAAAUUUACUCUAUAAGCCAUUAAUUGACAGUAAAAUGUUCUUAUUGAAGUAGUUCUACAUUAUCACGCCUAAUUCGUUGGAGCUUGAAGUAUUCAAAUGAAUUUCAAAUUAUUUAAUUUUAAUUUUUUUUUUUUUACAUACUUGAAUAUGUAUUUCAAUUUUAAGUUCUUGUGUUAACUCAAUUUAAAUAUGAUUCAGAAUUUGAAGAUUAUACACGACAUUCAGUUUCCUUUUCAAUAUUAGCUGCUAUAUUUCAGUUUUUUCUGUUUCUUUCAAAAUAUAUAAUAAAACAUCUGGUAAUUAUCCAUAAAUUGCAUUUAUUUCUUCCACAAAAUGGGUUUUGUUUUAUUUUGUUUGUUGUUUCAUUAAUUCUCGUUGAAAUUUGUAUGUAAGUUGUAAAUAUUUGAAAGUGGUUUUGUAUUUUUUUUUUUUUUGUUUUUCAUGUUUUGUUUUUCAUUUGUUUUUGUUUUCCAUAUUAUCGUGUAAUGAAUUAUUUAAUUUAAUUCUCAUGCUUAUGCUGUGUUGUGUUUGCUUAAAAACUAGAAAUUUUAACUAAUCGCUUCUUAAUCGAAACCAUCGAAAACAAUUAUUGAAAAUAGCCUAGAGAAGUUGCAACUACUACAAAUCAAAUAUAUAUAUAUACUACAUACAUCGAAAUGGUUUACUUUUUAUGUUUUACGUUUAGUUUUAGCUUUAUGUUAAUUCAAUAUGACAGUUGUGUUCGUGUACGUUCGAUCGCUGGCAGAGUGUUUUGUCUCCUUGAUUGCAAAAUACAAAUUGACAGUAUAACAAUUCACAAUAUUUCUUCAUCUUGUUGUUGUUACUGUUAUUGUUAUCGUUACGUAUAUAUGUGUGUGUGUAUGUGUAUUUGCUUGGUGGUUUAGAAUGUGCUCAAGUUUCGAAAACUCAAAGAUAGUAAUUUGAAUAUAAUAAUUAUAUUUAAACCAAUUGCAGCUAACUUAAAUUAACUAGAUUUGUGUUGUCCUCUAACAUAUAAGAGUUGACACUAUAUAAAGUAAAUAUAGACAUAAAUCAAUAAAAUUAA